This is a messenger RNA of Coregonus sp. 'balchen', 4921 nucleotides long. The record is from the annotation of a GenBank genome assembly. NCBI's taxonomy places the organism in Eukaryota, Metazoa, Chordata, Actinopteri, Salmoniformes, Salmonidae.
UUAGAGUAGGCAAUAGCGAACAUGGAGGAAUUGAGCGCCGUAGGAGAACAGGUUUUCGAUGCUGAAUGCAUCCUCAACAAACGACUAAGAAAGGUUAGAUGUUGUGAAAUAUAAUUUUCUCAUAUCCAAAAUAUUUGCUGCUCACAGUUUGGUAACGUUUCCCCUCUCUAUUUCCGCAGGGAAAGUUGGAGUUUCUUGUAAAGUGGAGGGGAUGGUCAUCCAAGUAAGUACAAGUGGUGCUGCAGCUGCGAGGGCAGCCUCAAACAAUGAAAACAACAACAACGUGUCGGUUUUUGCUUCACUGUUGUAGUAAAAUGAUUCAUACAGUCCCUAACUUCGCUCAAAAACAUGCUGCCCGUGAAACCGAGAAAUUCAGGUUUUACGCUUGCCUCCUGCUAUUGUUGUUGGUUUUAACUUUUGGAAAUUAACCUUGUUAGUUAUGCAAAACAAACAGAUCGUUUAGGGUCUCUCAUAUUCAAUAUGCUGGUUUGUCUGUUUUACAUUAGGCUACACAAACUAGGCUAUAGAAACUCUCAAAUUUGAUCAGUCGCUUACUGGAUCUCUAGCUAAUGGUUUAUCAAUCUAGCUUUAUAUUAUAUGCUUUAUUGAUAAAUAAAUUACAAGUAGGAGUUGGUAGAAGUUUGAGAUGGGAAACGCAUGCCGAGUCUCUCACACAUCCCACAAAUAAAGUGUCAAUUUGCUACACUUUCCUACUCUUUGAGAUGGUUGUUUAAAUGUAUAUUAUCAUGUGGUAGUUUAUUUAAUGCCUAACGUGACUCGGUAGUAUACAUUGAAUUUCCGUGAAUCAGUCUUUCUCCCCUUUCGAGCGCUCCAGCUGCCUGCGCGUCCUUGCCACGGUUGCCCUUUCCCUUGUCCCUUCUGUUUCAUUGUUGCAAUUAAUCCCAUCAUCAAUGGGCAUUCUGCCUGUCACUCACACCCCGUUCUUAACCCAAAUCCUCACAUUGCUGUCGGAUUCUGCCAGCGCCGUCGACUUGGUCAAAUGUUAUUUACUUGUGAUAUAAACACGUAAAAUUGGCCGGUGGAAAUGAUAUUGUUUGCCAAUUCGCGAUCUCUUUCUACAUUAACUCAGUAUUGGCCCUCUUGAGAUUCACUGAAUCAUGUGAAGGCGGCAGAUCCUACACACUUGGCUUUGAAUAAACUUCUCUCCUUCUUAUCUUCCCCCUUUGCUAUGUGGUUAAGCCUCCCACUCACAGCUCUUUGCAUAUGCCUCCUAUCUCUACACUAGGUUACACUAGGCCUCCUUUCUCUAAUCACUAUGUUGGUUACACUGUCCUCCUAUCUCUACACAGUCACUAGGGUAUAGGUUAUACUAGGUUUUCUUUCACCAAGAAGUAAGUGCCACCUGCAAUGUAGAUAUUAAGUGAUUUUAGUGUGUUGAUGAACAUAUUUUCCUUUUGCGUCAGGCACAAUAGCUGGGAGCCCCAAGCGAACAUCCUUGACCCAAGAUUAUUGGCUGCAUUUAACAAGAGGUGAGUUUCUCUUUGUCCAGGACCUCACUGAGUGAGCUAUCCCCUAUAUCCAAACAAUGCCCACUGAAAUGCUCCAGCAGGCAUUAAUAGUGCACCAUUCAAGCCAAUGUGGAGCCCACAGAUAUGCAUACGAUCUGUGUUUUCAGGCUGUAAGCACAUCGAUAAGCCUAUUUAAAAUCAAAUCACAUUUUAUUGGUCACAUGCGCCGAAAACAACAGGUGCAGACAUUACAGUGAAAUGCUUACUUACAGCCCUUAACCAACAGUGCAUUUAUUUUUAACAAAAAAAGUAAAAAUAAAACAACAACAAAAAAAGUGUUGAGAAAAAAAGAGCAGAAGUAAAAUAAAAUAACAGUAGUGAGGCUAUAUAUACAGGGGGGUACCGGUGCAGAGUCAAUGUGCGGGGGCACCGGCUAGUUGAGGUAGUUGAAGUAAUAUGUACAUGUGGGUAGAGUUAAAGUGACUAUGCAUAAAUAAUUAACAGAGUAGCAGCAGCGUAAAAAGGAUGGGGUGGGGGGGCAGUGCAAAUAGUCCGGGUAGCCAUGAUUAGCUGUUCAGGAGUCUUAUGGCUUGGGGGUAGAAGCUGUUGAGAAGUCUUUUGGACCUAGACUUUGCACUCCGGUACCGCUUGCCGUGCGGUGGCAGAGAGAACAGUCUAUGACUAGGGUGGCUGGAGUCUUUGACAAUUUUGAGGGCCUUCCUCUGACACCGCCUGGUAUAGAGGUCCUGGAUGGCAGGAAGCUUGGCCCCAGUGAUGUACUGGGCCGUACGCACUACUCUCUGUAGUGCCUUGCGGUCGGAGGCCAAGCAGUUGCCAUACCAGGCGGUGAUGCAACCAGUCAGGAUGCUCUCGAUGGUGCAGCUGUAUAAUUUUUUGAGGAUCUGAGGACCCAUGCCAAAUCUUUUCAGUCUCCUGAGGGGGAAUAGGCUUUGUCGUGCCCUCUUCACGACUGUCUUGGUGUGUUUGGACCAUGAUAGUUCGUUGGUGAUGUGGACACCAAGGAACUUGAAGCUCUCAACCUGUUCCACUACAGCCCUGUCGAUGAGAAUGGGGGCGUGCUCAGUCCUCUUUUUUUUUUUUCCUGUAGUCCACAAUCAUCUCCUUUGUCUUGGUCACGUUGAGGGAGAGCUUGUUGUCCUGGCACCACACGGCCAGGUCUCUGACCUCCUCCCUAUUUAGGAUAUGAGUUUAGGUUUUCCCAACCCUUCAACUUUUAUUUAACAGGCAUUCUGUUCAAUAUACAUUUGAUAUAAAAAUACAUGAAACAUUUUGUAUUGGUAAGGGGUAAAAUAAUGCAUUUGUAAAAAGAAAGAAAGUCAUAAGUGCCAGUUAAUCUUAACUGAAGCAGGGAAAAUAUUUCAUUUCAGAUGUAUACUUUACUUUGCAAACAUCCAUUUGUAGAAGGACAACAAUGCUAUACAAGAAUAUACAGCAGGAAGUGAAGGGGUGGAACAAAAACAGGAACCACAUUUCCAAAAGUGAAAGCGUAUCUAAUGUUUUCAGAUGAGCAUCUGGGGAAUUUUAUUGCCAACCUCUGAUUUGUUUUUGCCAAGCAUUGGGCGUUUCAAGACCAGACAAUACUUCACGAGAUGUUACUGACUUGCCAUGAGCACACAGUCCUCAGAUGUCUCUGUCAAGAAGACGGCUACAAGUCUAAGGUUCACAGUGUAUAUGUUUGGUGAUAGAAUACCCUCUCCUCGGAUGGUUGCAAAACCCUCAACAGUGCUCGCUCUCUAUCCUUGACUCCUGCUCUCUACUUCUACCAUAACUACUGCUGAAGACUGUUUCCUAUUUUUUGUUUUUACAGUGAACAAGAAAAGGACAUUCUGAUCUGCAAGAGAGGGAAAAGGCCAAGGGGGAGACCUCGAAAAGUUGUGGUAUGCUUUCCUCAAGACCUUUACAAAUAUUGAUAAUAUUUUCUACCAAAUAUAUCAUAAAUGUAAUGUAAUAUCACUGCUCUCGUCCUCAUUUCAGGAAACUGUGCCUGAAGUGUCAAAGUCAAGCAGCUCUUCUUCAUCGUCGUCAUCUUCGUCUGGCUCAUCAUCGUCAUCUUCGUCUUCCUCCUCUUCCUCCUCAUCAGAUGAUGACGACGAUGAUGACAACAACGAUAGAAAGGCAAAGUCAGGUCCCAGAACACGAGAGCUCCACCCCUGUCCCUCAGAAGAAAGCACAGAUUAUUGUGGCCAAGCCAGAGCCCCCGAGGAAGAAGCGAGGCAGGAAAGCACUGCCUGCAGAGAUGAAGGCCAUCCAACAGAACAAGGGCCAGCGCAAGAUCAUAAAGACAGUUGCCAAAGACUCCCCUGCAGACCUACGAGGUGGAAUCAAGAAACCCUUUCACCCACCCAGCUUCACCUUCAUGGGGUUGAACAGCAGAGGCCCUCUGAGUGUCCAGGGCAGAUGUUCCCUGGCCCAGGGUGGGACUACUAAAAACUCCAUGAACACUGCGGGCUCUGGCCGGUCAAAUACCUCAGCUUCUCCCUCUAUCAACCAGAGAUCCAACCAGAGCAAGAGUCAAGCUUCUGGCUUCAAACUGUCGGUCUCUGAUGUGGGCAGUGGAGCAGGUUUGGACUUAAAAACAACUGCAAGCAAAUCUCCUGGAGUAGCAGCGUUGAAUUUGCAUAACUCCAAACUCUUAACCAGCAAUGGCAACCCACAAGGAGCUUCUCCGCCACCACUGGGUUCUCCCCAACAGGCAGAAGAAACCAGAUGCCCCUGGGCAAACACCACUGCAGCAGGUACCUAAUAACAAAGCUGCUGCCCCUUUCUCCACUCCUAAAGGCCCUGCCAACCAAGCUGCAAGCCUUCAGGCACUAAACCUUCAGAGUGUGAACAAAUCAACACAAGGCAAAGGUACUCCUAGCAGUGGCAUCGCGCCAGUGUCCAACCUGCAAAGCACCGCCAACCCAGCACGGAAAGCCACAGUUGGUCAGUGUGGUCAAGAGCAAAAUCUUGUGCAGAGUCCUGCCAUGCCUGGUGGACAACAGCCCAGAAAGAGUCAGCCUGGAGUUGAUAAGAUCAAAGCUGAGGAGACCAGUGAAGUGGGUGCCAAGGCAGAGAGGCCUGAGAGGCUGACUACAACAAGGGCCCAAAGGAGGGUUGAGAAGAGCAGUGUCCAGAACCCCUCCGCAGAGGCCAGAGACAUCCAGGGCAAGCGGAAGAGAUCUGCCUCCAAAGACAGUGGCAAGCAGGCCAAGGUCCUCCUGAGUGAGAUGAGCACUGGCGAGGAGAGCACCUCAGACUCUGACCAGGAUUCCCCCUACCCAAGUAACGGUCAGGACUUGGCCAUCUCAGUCCAGACCGGCCAGGACUGGAAGCCCACUCACAGCCUGAUCGAGCAUGUGUUUGUCACUGACGUCACUGCCAACCUGGUCACUGUCACAGUCAAGGAGUCCCCAACCAGUGUGGGCUUCUUCAACAUACAUAAUUAUUGA